UUUUCGCCCGCGCAGAAUUGCCACCAUCUCGAAAGUCACAGAGUUUGGUGCCUGAGCAACAAGGCACGUCACGUGUUCCCGUCCCUUGCCUUCCAUACAGGCGGUAAAACACAUGAUUGUCCUUUCCGAUCCCAUUCUAGCCUGCAUCGACAUCAUCACACUUCAACUUCUUUUGCUUGUUCUUUUUUUGUCCUCUUCUUCCCCCUUCCACCCAUCGAGGCUCUGAGAUACCAAACAAGUACAAACAUACUUUUGGCUUCGCACUCAAUCGCCCACCAUGUGGAUCGUUAACUGGUUCUACGACGUUUUGUCCUCUUUGGGCUUGCUCAACAAACAUGCUAAGCUGCUGUUCCUGGGUCUCGAUAAUGCCGGAAAGACCACGUUGCUUCACAUGCUCAAGAACGACCGAGUUGCUAUCCUGCAACCUACUCUCCACCCUACUUCUGAGGAACUCGCCAUUGGCAACGUUCGAUUCAACACUUUCGAUUUGGGCGGUCACCAGCAAGCCCGUCGUAUCUGGAGAGAUUACUUCCCCGAUGUCAACGGUGUCGUCUUCCUUGUCGACGCCAAGGACCACGAGCGAUUCCCCGAGGCCAAGGCCGAGCUCGACGCCCUUUUGGCUAUGGAGGAGCUUUCCAAGGUUCCCUUUGUGAUCCUGGGCAACAAGAUCGACCACCCCGAUGCCGUUUCCGAGGACGAGCUGAGACACCAACUGGGCCUGUACCAGACGACUGGAAAGGGCCGGAUGCAGCUGGAGGGUAUCCGACCUAUCGAGCUCUUCAUGUGCUCUGUGGUUAUGCGACAGGGUUACGGCGAUGGUAUCAGGUGGCUGUCCCAAUACGUUUAAAAAGAGAUGGAGGGUAUUUGUGAUGGGAACGAGAGGAAGUGGGCCACCGGACUCAUGAGUCGUGGCUCAGUGACGAUUCGAUUUGAGAAACCGAGGAGGUCAAGAGGCGUUGGGUCAUGAGUUAUUUUAUGAGACUCAGCAUUCUCUUUUUAGGCGAAACCAUUUUUUAUUAAUUGUGAAAUUUAUACAGUACCCCGUUGCUUGAUUUUACGUGGAGACUUUUCCUCUUCCUGGUGCAUUUAAUGGCUUGUGAAGCCAAUGGAUAAUGGAGUUAAGACGUUGCACCAUAGAGGGGAUUAAUGAACCACGUUUUUUUCUUCUGGGUAGAAUUAAGCUAUGUUACGAUGGAUAUUGGC
This is a messenger RNA of Trichoderma harzianum CBS 226.95, 1203 nucleotides long. RefSeq lists its product as hypothetical. The coding region runs from base 278 to 847 and encodes 189 amino acids. Gene Ontology annotation, cellular component: endoplasmic reticulum exit site; COPII vesicle coat. The transcript is spliced from 5 exons. Gene Ontology annotation, biological process: vesicle organization; membrane organization; endoplasmic reticulum to Golgi vesicle-mediated transport. Gene Ontology annotation, molecular function: GTPase activity; GTP binding. The record is from RefSeq and is a predicted model, not a curated record. Lineage: Eukaryota; Fungi; Ascomycota; Sordariomycetes; Hypocreales; Hypocreaceae.